AUGGCUGCUGAAGAGGCUCUACAAGCUAGGGAUGUUCACCUUUCUGCUGCCCAAGCUGCUGCUAAGAGCCAGGACCAGAAGCUGAAGGAGUUGGAGGAUCAGCUGAAGGUGAAGGGAGAUGAGCUGACCCAGGCCAAGGCCGAGGCUUCCAACGUCCAGCUGGAGCUUAAUGAGCAGAAGACUUCUUCCUCCAAACUCUCAGAAGAGUUAGAAAAAUCUAAAAAGGAUUUGGAGGAAAGUCAAAAGAGAUUGGCUGACGCUGAAGCCUUGCUCCAAGUCCGACUUUACACCCAAGAAGAGUACGAGAUGGGCUACAUAAAUGGGUUUAAGGUGGCUCGGAGGUUGGCUCUCCAUACUGAGCCUUUGCUGGAUUGGUCUAAGUGUGCGCUUUGGGCUCAGGACCCCGAGGAUCCGCACAUGCUGUAUGCCACUCCUGCUGAGCAUGAGAUCCUUCAGGCUGAACAAGCCGAGGAGGAAGCUGAGCGGCAGGAGUUGGAGGUUGAACAGCGAGCCGCUGAAGCUCAGGCAAGGGCCCAACCUGCCUCCUCUGCUACUGGAGCCGAGACUGCCCCAGGGCUAGACCCAGCUGACCAGCCUGAUCCUUCGGCUGAAGCAUAG
Molecule: messenger RNA, 618 nt
Organism: Chenopodium quinoa (quinoa)
Lineage: Eukaryota; Viridiplantae; Streptophyta; Magnoliopsida; Caryophyllales; Amaranthaceae
Exons: 1
Coding region: 1-618 (205 amino acids)
Source: RefSeq, a predicted model, not a curated record